AUGCCGGGGGUACUAACGCGGCGGUUUGCUGCUGCUGCUGCUGCUAAGCUCAGGCCUCUUGCUGCUGCAGCAACUAGCGCUUAUGCUGCUCCUGCUGCAGCAGCAGCAGCAGCAGACACUGCAGCAGCAGCAGCACCAGCAGCAGCACCAGCAGCAGCAGCAGCAGCAGAGCUGCCGCUGCACUGCAACUGGAAGACAGUCAUUGAUGUGCCUGCAGGCUGCUGCGCGGUGAUGCCUGGGGUACUAACGCGGCGGUUUGCUGCUGCUGCUGCUGCUAAGCUCAGGCCUCUUGCUGCUGCAGCAACUCAGACUUCAUCAGCAGCAGCAGCAGCAGCAGCAGCAGCAGACUCAGCAGAUAUUGAGAGGAAGGAAAACCCUGCCGCUGCUGCUGCCGCUGCUGCUGCUGCUGCUGCUGCUGCUGCACCGGCGCAGUGCUGCGCUGACUGUGCUGAGGGUGCUGCUGCUGGCUGCUGCUGCGUCUUCGGUAGGGGGGCCCCCCUCGAGCUGCUGCUGCAGCAGCCGCUGCAGUGGGAGCAGCAGCUGCCGCAGGACAGCAUAUGGAGGCAGCUGCUGCAGCAGGCAGCACAGCAGCAGCAGCAGCAGCAGCAACAGCAGCAGCAGCAGCAGCAGCAAAGAAGGGGACAGGAUGAUGAACCGAUGCAGUGCGAUCAGCAGGCGAGCAUAUGGAGGCAGCUGCUGCAGCAGGCAGCACAGCAGCAGCAGCAGCAGCAGCAGCAGCAACAGCAGCAGCAGCAGCAGCAGCAGCAGCAAAGAAGGGGACAGGAUGAUGAACCGAUGCAGUGCGAUCAGCAGGCAGACCAGGACGAGCUGCAGCAGCAGCAGCAGCAGCAGCAGCAGCAGCAGCAGCAAGAGGAAUGCAUGCGCGAGGUGUUUGUCUUCGAGUCUCUCACCAGCCAACGAGCAGCAGGCGCAGCAACAACAACAGCAGCAGCAGCAACAGCAGCAGCAGCAGCAGCAGCAGCAGCAGCAGGAGACUCAGCACCCCGUUCUGCUGUGACGUGGCUGCUGCCGCAUCAGCUGCUGCUCUUCGCCGGGCAGUUUGCUGCUGUAAGCGGCAACGCGGGGGUGCCGUACCCAGUAACUGCUGCUUCUAUCAAGCUGCAGAGCAGCAGACAGCAGCAGCAGCAGCAGCAGCAGCAGCAGCAGCAGGAGCAUGAGGCUUCAGCAGGGGGAGCUGAUGCUGCUGCUGCUCCUAUCGUCAGCCUCAUCACUCUCAAGGGUUUAGAGCCUCUCUUGGGCCCCACCACUGUCCGCCUAAACCCUAAACCCUAA
Molecule: messenger RNA, 1293 nt
Organism: Eimeria mitis
Lineage: Eukaryota; Apicomplexa; Conoidasida; Eucoccidiorida; Eimeriidae
Exons: 6
Coding region: 1-1293 (430 amino acids)
Source: RefSeq, a predicted model, not a curated record